Messenger RNA from Pieris macdunnoughi, 1203 nucleotides. Lineage: Eukaryota; Metazoa; Arthropoda; Insecta; Lepidoptera; Pieridae. The record is from the annotation of a GenBank genome assembly.
AUGUUGCUCCGUUCCGAGAAAUGUAAUAUUGGGCAAAUAUUUUGUAAAGGAUCUCUGGGUCUCGAACCGGAUUUCAAGUUUCCUCUGGAGAAUGUUACCAUCGCACAAGGAAGAGACGCGACAUUCACCUGUGUGGUCAAUAAUCUAGGUGGUUAUAGGGUGAGUGGCGACUCCGCCACUGCCAGGGUAGCGUGGAUCAAGGCGGAUACAAAGGCAAUUCUAGCGAUACACGAGCACGUGAUCACUAACAACGCGCGGCUAAGCGUCACCCAUAACGACUACAAUACGUGGACGCUGAGCAUUCGUGGCGUAAAGAGAGAAGACAGAGGACAAUAUAUGUGCCAAGUUAACACAGAUCCUAUGAAAAUGCAGACAGCAUUUCUUGAAGUUGUAAUACCCCCUGACAUCGUGUAUGAAGAGACAUCCGGCGAUAUGAUGGUACCAGAAGGCGGUGCAGCUAAGUUAGUGUGUAAGGCAAGGGGUUACCCUCCACCAAGAAUCGUCUGGCGAAGAGAAGAUGGAGGGGACCUCAUUUCUAGAGGCGGACCACAGGGGAAAACAAAAGUGUCGUCACUGGAGGGCGAGAUAGUGAACCUGACGAAAGUGACUCGCUCCGAAAUGGGGGCGUAUUUAUGCAUCGCGGCAAACGGCGUACCACCAUCCGUCAGCAAGAGGAUUAUGCUCCACGUGCAUUUCCACCCAUUAGUACAAGUCCCAAAUCAGCUUGUGGGUGCUCCGACGGGCACAGAUGUCAACCUUCAGUGCCACGUGGAAGCUUCGCCGAAGGCUAUCAACUAUUGGACUAGGGAAAAUGGUGAAAUGAUUAUUACUAAUGACAAGUACCAGAUGAGUGAAAUCAGCAAUUCGGCGUACAGUGUUCAAAUGCGUUUAAUUGUACAUAAUAUUCAAGACACUGAUAUGGGAGGCUACAAGUGUAUAUCCAAGAACUCCAUUGGUGAUGCUGAAGGAACCAUUAGAUUAUAUAAAAUGGAGCUACCAUAUCUUAAAUCACGAGUCGAAGACACAGAAACGAAUUACGUAGAGACAAACGAUGUGCGGUCCAGUCUCCAAGGCCCGCUGCGGGAAGGAGGGCAUCGUACUGAGGACGCGGACUUCCUGGGAGGUCGACCCUCACCCGCUACGUCUUGUCGAGUCACCCCACACGCGAUUUUCUUACUAACUGCCUUAGCUCUCGCGUGCUAA